AUGGUCAAGAUUGUAGUGGCCGGGGGUUCGGGAGGUGGAGUUCCCUGCCAACUUGCCCGGGAAGUCGUCGACGCUUUGGUAGCUACGAGGAAGCAUGAGAUAACCAUCCUGACUAGAAACAAGGCUUCCGCGGGAUACAUCACACCUGGAGUCACUUGGCGUACUGUAAAUUAUGACGACAAAAUCGACCUCAUCGGAGCCUUACAGGGAGUCCACACAGUCUUGUCUUUCGUAAAUCUGCUUAUGGCAGACCCGGAGAACAAUCCUCAGAAGAACCUCAUUGAUUCUUGCAUCGCCACUGGUGUAAAACGCUUUGCACCAAGUGAAUAUGGAAGUUGUGGGAAAGACGACUUGCCCUUCUGGGCAGGGAAGAAUGAAAUCAAAGAGUAUCUAGAAAAAGUGAACGAGAAUGGAAAAGUUCUCGAAUACACCUUGUUCCAGCCAGGACUAUUCUUAGAUUAUCUGGCAACUCCUUGCAGGACGGCCAAAUACGUGACUCCUUUGGACACUUUCAUUAACUUCCAGAACCGGCACGCCAUUGUCGUCGAUGGCCACGAAGAUGCCAUCAUGACUCUGACCACAGUUCAAGAUAUUGCUAUGGUUGUCACACGAGCGGUCGAGUGCGAUAGCGAGUGGCCUAAAAUUGGGGGCAUUAGAGGCAACAGAGUCACAGUCUCGCAGAUCCUCGAGAUCGGGGCGAAAGUCCGAGGUCGUCCUUUUACCAUCGACAAGGUCAAACUCGAAGACCUUCAAGCCGGAAAUCUCAAGACAUCAUGGUCAUUGGGACAACGUCACCCGAGUUUCACGGUGGACAAGGCGGACCAACUCCCGGCUAUGUUGAAGACUGUUCUCAUCGGCAUUCUCCUGAGCAGUGUAAAGGGUGCAUGGGAUGUGUCUGAUGCGUUUAACCAACUUCUUCCGGAUUACGAGUUCACGAAAAUAGAGGAUUUCCUCGCUAAUGUGUGGGAAGGAAAGCCAUAGUAGUAGAUACUCGGAUGGGGUGUCAAACUUGCUCCUCGAGGUACGGGAAUGUUUUUAGAAUUCUA
This is a messenger RNA of Lindgomyces ingoldianus, 1046 nucleotides long. Its product is annotated as NAD(P)-binding protein. The record is from RefSeq and is a predicted model, not a curated record. Bases 1 to 981 code for a protein of 326 amino acids. Lineage: Eukaryota; Fungi; Ascomycota; Dothideomycetes; Pleosporales; Lindgomycetaceae. The transcript has 6 exons.